Messenger RNA from Cuscuta europaea, 1485 nucleotides. Lineage: Eukaryota; Viridiplantae; Streptophyta; Magnoliopsida; Solanales; Convolvulaceae. The record is from the annotation of a GenBank genome assembly.
CUCUGCUAUCCCCGAAGGGCGCAAAAAGCACAUGAUGGUCAAGGAGCUGACCCUCGACGAUGAUCUGUAUGGGCUGGGCUUCCGCCGUUUUCGUUUCUUAGGGGAGACGGAUGCUAAGUAUCCUGUCCUCGAACAUUUUGUAGGAGGUAGGUUUCCGAAGGCUCCGCCUUUUUGUGCUUAGGAUUUUUGCGUAGAUCAAUUUCUUUUCUGACCCUCCGGUCUCAUUCGUUUGCCUUAUUUUGCAGGUGCUGAAAUGGAUCUCAAAAACUUCACGGGCUUCAUGAAGAAAUCGACGAAGGAGCCCAAUAAGAAGGACGCGAGCGUCCAGAAACCCCUCGAUGCACUCCCCAAGAAUGUUGGGGAACCUUCAGCUACUGCCCCUGCUGAUGCUGCUGCCAAGAGGAAGCCAGUAGGCAAAGGUCCGGGUCCUGAAGGGAAGAAACCCUGGAGAGGGGAUGCUGAGAAGAAAACCCCUCUGGUUGUGGUCGUGGGGGAGGACUCUGCCUCCGGGCUUCACGUUGUGGCGGAGACCACUGCCUCUGGUCCCCCUUCGGCACAGAGGGGCGAGGGGGGCUUACCCCGGGAGGACAUACCUUCUUCCCUUCUGAGGGGGAUCAUGCAUCCGAUAGAGUUCCUCCGGGGUGCUACCCCCUCGUUCGAUAGGGCCGCCCUUGGCAAACUUGAGGACGAAGCCCUCGAGUCCAAGAUCCUCCGAUCUUCCCUCACUGCUUGUAUUGCCCUCGGUGAACAAGCUCGAAGGCUAGUGGAGUGGCGCCUUCAGAGGGCCCAGGACGCUGAGAAGAUGACAAAGAUGGUACAUGACAACCAUGAUGCUGUGAGGUGGAUGGCCCAGCUGAAGGAGGACCUCCGGCAACCGAGGGAGGAGGCCGAGAGAGCCAGGAAGGAGAAGGCUGAAGCUGCCAAGGUUGCUGCCGAGGCCGCACAAAAAGCCGCUAAUGAGGUCGAGGCUGCAAAGCGGAAGAUGUUAUCCAAGCCCGGGAGGAUGCUGUCGCCGCCUUUCAUGUUGAGGGGUGGAAAGCUGAGGGUGAGGAGGGAUGGGUUUCCUCGGUUGUUGCAGCCUCGGUAGAUGACUGGGUUAAGGGCCCCGGGGUUGAGUGGAUGGCCCAGAAGGGCAAGAGUUAUUACGAGGGCGGUGAGUAUUUCACCCAAGCCCUCGUUUACCGGAGGCUCACCAGGCAUUUCCAGGUUGAUCCGGAGAAGUUCGACCCUGCAGCAUAUGGCCUCCCCCCUCUGCAACCAGACAUUCGUGUUCCCAUCCCCUCGGGCGAAGAGAGGCCGGUUCUUGAAGACUCGGUCCUAAUGGCGGAGGCACCGAGUGAUGAUGAUGAGGGGGAUGUCUCCUCUAAGCCUAUCGAGAGUGCUUCUGUUGAAGUGGUUGAUGAUGUUGUGAUUGUAUGAUUUGAACAUCUUUUGUAUAAUCAUGUAUGUAACUUUCGGUUUCGGCCAUGAUUGCCAGCAACUUUU